Messenger RNA from Penicillium verrucosum, 1020 nucleotides. Its product is annotated as DUF3712 domain-containing protein. The coding region runs from base 1 to 1020 and encodes 339 amino acids. Gene Ontology annotation, cellular component: fungal-type vacuole membrane. The transcript has 4 exons. Lineage: Eukaryota; Fungi; Ascomycota; Eurotiomycetes; Eurotiales; Aspergillaceae. The record is from RefSeq and is a predicted model, not a curated record.
AUGUCAACCGCAAAGCCCGAAUUCGUCGAGGAGGAAUCCCACAUAACCCAAACACCAACCAAGAAGAGCUUCGGCGCACGUCUCGGUGCCCAUUUCAAGAAAUGGUGGUGGGUGCACUUGAUUAUAUUCAUCGCCUGUUUCCUCAUUAUCCUACUGCCGGUUGUCUACGUCGCUUAUCCCAAGAUCGCACAAGGUGCCGUCAACGACUCAACCCUCAGGAUCUCAGAGAUGAUCCUCAGCGACCCAACGCCCGAAUCCUUCCAUCUCGAGCAGAGACAGUUCCUCGGCUCGGAUAGUUCUUAUCAUCCCCAGAUCUACGCUUUCAAUUCCUCGGUCUCGUUGGCCGGAGCGGAUCCGUUCGCUUAUGUUACUGUCCCGCCCGUGAAGUCGAAGGACGGGGCGGAGAUUCACUUCGAGCAGGAUGUGUCUUUGGCUGAUGCUUCUGCGUUCGGGGAUUUUACUACCGCUGUCAUGUUGAACGAGGAGAUUUCCUUGAAUAUCUACGGAAGACCCGAUUUGAAACAGGGUGGUUUGCCGACGACUACGGUUACUUAUAACAAGACUGUUGUUAUGAAGGGCCUGAACCACCUCAAGGGCUUCACCGUGGAAAAGUUCUUCAUCAUGUACCCACCCGUCAACGGGUACGGGCUGAACGGCACUGUCAUCAUCCCCAAUGCCUCGGUCAUGACCAUUCCACUGGGCAACGUAACUCUGAAUCUCGAAAUAGCCGGCAAACCAGUGGGAACAACCUACCUGACCGACCUAACCCUCAAACCAGGCAACAACAGCGUGCCAAUGAUCGGCAAGGUCGACCAAGCCACCAUCAUCACCCUGCUCGCAUCAAAGUCCAGCCCUUAUAAAGAUGGUAUCAUGCCCUUCGACAUCACCGGAAACGCAACAUCAACAUACAACGGCAAGGAACUGCCGUACUUUAGCAAGGCGCUGGCUGCGAAUAAAUUGUCUAUCAAGCUGGAUGUUAAGUCUGCGUUGAGCGCGGCUGGUGUUAAUAUUUCCCUGUAG